AUGGAUCCUCUAAUUCAAUCUGCUCCAGUCAUUGAAAUACCGACUGUUGGGAUGAUAUUUCCAUCUGAAACGGAUAUUCGUUUGUAUUACAAGGCCUAUUCCCUUGGUACUGGUUUCGGUAUAAGUAAGCUCGAAACAAAAAAUGGACCGGAUGGCAAACAAAAGUGGUUCUCGCUAGCUUGUGCAAAAAAUGGUGUUUUUACAUCAAGGGAAAAAAAUAUUUUACAUCCCAGACCCUUUAUCAAGACGAAUUGUAAAGCAAGGAUUAAUGUUGCUGUUAGAAACGAUGGGGAAGUCGAGAUCACCAGCGUCUGCCUUGAGCACAACCAUGCCAUGAGCCCGGGGAAAUCAAGACAUCUUAGAUCCCACAAGGUUCUUGAUUUGGAGGUGAAGAGAAGAUUGGAAUUAAAUGAUGAAGCAGGAAUUACACUCGCAAAAAGUUUCCAAUCUUUUGUAGUUGAAGCCGUUGGUUAUGAUAAUCUGAAAUUUGACGAGAGAUCUUGUAGAAACUUUAUUUCAGAAUCUCGGAAGUUGAGGUUAGGAAAUGGUGAUGCGGAAGCACUUUCUCAAUACUUCACUCCAAUGCAAAGCAAAUCCCCAAAUUUCUAUUAUGUAUAUGAUCUAGACGAAGAUUCUCGGAUAAGGAAUGUAUUUUGGGCUGAUGAAAGAUGCAGGGCUGCUUAUCAAUGCUUCUCCGAUGUCAUCACCUUCGACACAACUUAUCUGACAAAUCGCUACGACAUGCCUUUUGCUCCAUUUGUAGGGGUGAAUCAUCACGGACAAUCCAUUCUACUAGGGUGUGGCCUACUAUCCAGCGAGGAUUCUUCCUCAUUCAUUGUACUUGUUGCUUCGUUAUAUUGA
Impatiens glandulifera is the source of this 861-nucleotide messenger RNA. RefSeq names its product protein FAR1-RELATED SEQUENCE 5-like. The transcript has a single exon. Lineage: Eukaryota; Viridiplantae; Streptophyta; Magnoliopsida; Ericales; Balsaminaceae. Bases 1 to 861 code for a protein of 286 amino acids. The record is from RefSeq and is a predicted model, not a curated record.